CAGCAGAUAAAUGGCACACGGGGUAUAUGCCAAUCAAACCAGACUGACCUCCACCAUAUCUACUAAUGUAUAUAUGUUCUUAGUUUCGAGUUACUCUUUUCUGAUUGUACAUGAAGUUUAUAAUUGUACCUAGGUUAUUGUAUUGUACUUAAUGAGAAACAUGUAACUAUGGCGUCCGCGAAAUGUACAGGCCAAACGACUGGUUGAAACAAAUAUGUGAAGGUAAGCGGCAGUGGUGUCAAUGAUUUGCAACAUUUACACGUGAUGGUUUACAAUGAUGUAGAAUUGUUUGCUCUGGUAAUGCUGUAGUUCUCAUCUGUGAUGCCAGUAGAAGAGCCACCCCCCUCUUCCUCAGUUAUCACGCACGCGAGCGCACACACAGAGCCUGUCACAGUAACUAACUAUGCAGGACUGAUAUGGAGUUUCUGUCUUACUCUUCCUUCUUCAUCAUGUGUCUUGCCAUUUCAAGGGCGUCCACUGCCACAAACCUAGGGUCCUGUCUCAAUUCAUUCAAGCAUCAAGACACACUUUUGGAUAUUUUUACCCUCCAACCGAAGAGAACUGAACCAACUACCCCAAUUGCAUUUGGGUCGGUAAAAAUGUUAUGUUAUAGAUUAAACUUAGACAGGAAAAAUGCCAAUCUAAAUUAGAUGGAAUAUUAACUUCGAACACACUGAAAAGUCAAUUUGGAUAAGCCCGUGAUGCCCGGCUCGAGCUCGACUGUUAGCUACAUCUAGCACGAACUGGACAGACAGUGUGAGUGGAGUGCAAGAUGGAUCAACUUGAAUCGAACCAUUAUAUAGUUUCCUUUCUUCCCCUGAAAUGACAACUUAUUCAUUUGGUAGGACCAAAUUGAAAAAAUAAUUAAAUUUUGAGGACCAAACACAAACUUUUACACUCUCCUUUCGCCGUCUCUGCUUACCGUUCCUGCUCUGUCUGUCUUGCGAGGACUCCCCCUUCUGCGCAAAUGGUAUGUCCUGUCGCCAUGUCGACUCCGGAAUCGAGCUCUGAUCUUCACUGAAUUGGACUUCCAGUUCCUCUCUCUUCUUCGGUUCGAGCAUCCUCUCGGCGUAUUUCCCCUCUUUUCCAGCUCUCUUGGCGAACUUUGUUGUCUGGAAACACCUGCAAAGCGAUCACAUCUAGAAAGUUACAGUCAUGGAGAAGCUCAGUGAUGACAUCCUUGUCGAAAUUCUUACGAGGAUACCGGCAACUUCAGUGACUCGACUAAAGUUAACGAACAAGAAAUGGUGUGCUUUGAUUUCUCAUCCGCUGUUUGUCAAAGCGCACGGGGAGCGUCUGAGGACUGACAUGAGAGCUGCCUGUCUGAAGGUCCUUAAAAUCGACCGCUUAUGUUUUCAGAGAACUGUGAGUGCCAGUCGUCCUCAGUCUCUCAGUUUCGAAGUGUUCGAGGGGGUUAGUGUUGAUAAGGCAAUGAACAGUCUUCACGACCCAAUCAGCCGUUUCCCACCGAUAAAGAUUCAGGUGGCAGGAUCAUGUGAUGGCUUAAUAUGUUUCACUCAGCUUUCCUGUCUGCAUCAUAUCAUAUCUCUGUGGAAUCCAUCUACGAAGGAGGUCAGGAAUUUGCCAAAUGACCCGAAUGGACCUAACCUUGGGUUCAGUCAGUGGUUGUCCUUUGGACUUGGCAUUGGCUAUGAUUGUCAAACUGGUGACUAUAAGGUCGUAAGGGCUGUUUGUUCUCGAAAUGAGCAAUGUGUUAAGCAAAUUGUAGUUGAUGUUUUUAUGCUCAAAACUAAUGCCUGGAGGAGAAUUCAUGAUAAUCCCAGGGGUAAGCUUUCCUGUGAUUCAUUUUACUUGAAUGGGGCUGUGCAUUGGUUCAUGAGGUCCAGAACUGAAGCAGAAGAUUCAUGUGCCAUUGUUUCGUUUGACUUGGCUACAGAAAAAUUUCGAGAACUGCCGAUGCCAGAAACCAAUGCUAACACUGAGUUCCAAGGAAUAGGGAUUAUUGAUGGGCGGUUGGUUGUAUAUACGGGUUACUGGAAGUGGAGUGGCAUUUUUGAGGGAUGGUCGAUGAAGGAGUACGGUGUGAAGACAUCAUGGGCUAAGCUUUUCAGUAUCUCGGGAGAAAUAUUUCCUGCCCCAGCAAAACGCGUGCAAGUGCUGUCUCUUAGGAAUGGCAAGAUCCUCCUAGGUCUUGACAGGAAUGAGAUAGUCCUGUAUGAUAUAGCCGAUGGGAGUUUUCAAUUCUUGCUUGAUAUUGGCUGGUCUGGUUUUCGGUACGAAUUCAUUGUUUAUGUGGAAAGUUUCAUCUCGCCUUACUCUGGCCAGGGAACGAGUGGAUGAAAUACUCUGAGGUGAAGAAGGAAGAGCACCUCUGCUAUGUCCCUGUCCGAGUACAAAGAUAAAUGUGCAUCUGUUCUUAGUUUCGGGUUGCUUUAUGUUGAUCAUACCUGAAGUUUAUAGUUGUACCUAAGUUAGUAAAUGUACUUAUCGAGUAAAUACGUAAUUAAGGUUUCUGUCCAAUGUAUAGACCAUACGACUAGUUUGAUACAAAGAUGUGAAGGUAAUCCAUGUGGUUUGCAGCAUUUACACUUGA
Molecule: messenger RNA, 2554 nt
Organism: Punica granatum (pomegranate)
Lineage: Eukaryota; Viridiplantae; Streptophyta; Magnoliopsida; Myrtales; Lythraceae
Source: RefSeq, a predicted model, not a curated record